UUAAGGUUAUAUUGUAUUCUUGUAUUGCAUGUGAUUCCUAAGCUGUUAUUUUGAUGAUUGCCUUAAACUCCCCCUUUGUGGUGUGAUCCACAUAUAUAUACAACUAUAUAUUAUUCUUUCCCCUGCAUUAUAUGACAGUACAACUAUAUAUGUAUUAAUAAUGUUGUUAUCGUGAUUAGAAAAUGUUUAAAUAUUAUGUGCAGUGCUGGACUUGUCUGGGGCAUCUCUUUCACAAAACUCAACCCACAUUGGUUGAGGCCACUGGAUUUGUUUGGCAUGCUUCCUCCCUACUUCCCUAACUAGCUAGUCUCUAUCUUUUUUCCUCAAACUCCAAAAAUGCAACAACAUUUGUUUUGAUUUCUGUGUGUAUGUAAAAAGAGAAUCUUAAAUUCUUCCUCAGCAGUCCUAAUAAUGCUAUUUAAUUCUUUCUUCUUUUAAUUAUUUUCUUUUAUUUCUAUCUUCGGGUCAGUAUAUACUGUGGAAUGUGAAGGCAAAGGUGGGUUGUUAGCUCUUCUUUCAAAAGAAAGAAAGCCUGGGUUUCAAGUUUUUUCAAGCUCCUCAAAAUUCUCCUCCUCCUCCUCUUUUGCCUUCUGUUCUCUUUUCUUCAUAAAAGUACUACGUUACAGGUAAUUAAAGAAGCUCAAUUCAGUCGUCUCUACUUGCUAUCUUACUUAUGUUGGUGCCUUAACCAGUUAUAGAUUUAGUCGACAUCAUAUUUUCUUGUUCUUUCUUUCUUGAUAAUCUAAGUUUCUUGAUAUGAGAUAUAUUAACUUAAUAUACAUGAAAGGGUUGCAUGUGUUAGUCUGGGGUACGAUCAACUUCUUUUAGUCAUUUUGGUGAUGAUACAUUUAAUUCUUGUAACGAUCUAUCUGAUUAUGCACUUUGUUUUAGACUCAAAAAUAUUUUAUCUAAUGACUAGCAAACCUCUUCCUUAAUUUCUUUCAUACACUAAAGGGAAUUAAAUAGUACAACUCAACAUGUAAGUUGCUCGCUUCUGCAACAGUUAUCUUGAUAUGCUUCUUCCUUAUAACCCAACAAUUGAAGAAACUUGCAGAAACUUCGAAGGAAAAAAAAAAGUAGUAGCAGUCGAGGAUAAGCACUGGCUUUAAUUGGCGGAGAUGCAUGUGCAUAUUGUUUUGGCGAAAAAUAUCUUGUAUUUUUCUUGAGAUUUAAAAGUGGGGAUAUACAUUAACUCAAAAUUCCGUCCGAUAUUGAGUGGAAUUAAAGAAACGUCCCUUCUUCUUCUUCUUAGAAUUUCUUCAGUUUCAAGCAAUCUAAAAUCCGAGGCAGCUUUGAAAAUGGAGAAGCUUCUCAAUCCCUACGAUAAGGAAUACAUGAAGAUGGCCAUGUUAAAACACGAGGAAAUCUUCAGAGAGCAGGUGUACGAACUUCAUCGUCUAUAUCAAACCCAGAAAUUACUGAUGAAAAACAUGUCAAGUAGCCGGCAACAAGUGAAAGAUCAAGUGGUCAACCAUCAUAAUAUUCUUGAUUCAAACAAGAAGACCCGUCAAUGUUUUGACUUGGAAAUAAGGCCAAAUGAUCAAGAGCAUAUUGCAGAAUCAGUUGGUCAAGAUAAUAAUAUUGAAGAUGAGACUGAACUCGAGUUAACUUUAGGCCUGUCAAGUUACAACCGCAGGAGAAAAACAGCUAAUUCUGAUUCUGCACCAAGUUUUUCUUCUUCUAAUUCCACGGGCUCUUCUAGCCAAAUUAUAAAGCCUUCAACUUCAGCAAGAAAUCCAAGAAAUGAUCUAAAUGGCCAUAAAUGGGGACUUGAGAAUUUUCCCGUCUCGAAUCCGAGUUUUCAGCUUGGUGCAAGACAAAGUAAUCCGAAUGUUGAAGAGCAAUUUAGACAAGAUUCAUUGAAUAAUCCUCCUUGGCUUUUUCAGGUUUUGAGUUUGAAUAUGACUUGAGAAAACAAAUACAAAAAAGUACAUUUGAUCUAUGAGCUGAUGAUCAGUUGGUGUGAUAAGAUUUUAGACUUCAUCAGACCGACUACUUCUGUGAUUUAAUUUGUGUGAAUCUUAGUAUAUUUUAUUUCACCUGCAGGAUCAAAUUUAUGUUAUGAUUGGUCCUAUUUGCUUCACUAACGGUAUUUUUGGGAUUUGAGAGCCACCCAAAGUAGCUUAGAUUUGAGUUCAUGGAUAUAUAAUUGACUAGUCGUCUGUACUUAACUCACAAAAUAUCUAUAUGGGAAUCUUAUGUGAUUGCCCUACGCCGCGAGAAUUGAGUCUGUAAUAUCACAUCAAUUCCCUGAAGCUUUCUUUGUUAGAUUAAACUUGAGGAUGGUUCAUUCCCUUUAUUU
Messenger RNA from Nicotiana tabacum (common tobacco), 2302 nucleotides. RefSeq lists its product as uncharacterized. Lineage: Eukaryota; Viridiplantae; Streptophyta; Magnoliopsida; Solanales; Solanaceae. The record is from RefSeq and is a predicted model, not a curated record.